UAAUCAAACAAACAAACACAACAAAACCCAAAACAAAAACAAACUCAAAGGAUUCUUCUUCUCCAUACACAACAUCUCAAGAAAACAUGAAAAUGGGUAUGGGUUUAGUGUUUCUUACAGUUUUUAUGGCUGUGAUGUCCUCGACAAGGGUCUCUGCUCAGACGGGCUGCACAAACGUGUUGAUCAGCUUGUCGCCAUGUCUCAACUACAUAACCGGAAACUCUACCUCUCCAACUCAGCAAUGCUGUCGUCAGUUGGGUAGCGUAGUCCAGUCUUCUCCUGACUGUUUGUGUCAAGUCCUUAACGGUGGUGGCUCUCAGCUUGGUUUCAAUGUUAACCAAACACAAGCUCUUGGUCUGCCAAAGGCUUGUAAUGUUCAGACUCCUCCAGUCAGUCGCUGUAAUACCGGUGGUGGUGGUGGUAGUGGUUCUACUUCUGACUCUCCUGCAGAAUCACCAAACUCUUCAGGACCAGGAAAUGGUUCGAAAACCGUACCAGUAGGAGAAGGAGAAGGAGACGGACCAUCGUCUGAUGGAAGCUCUAUCAAGUUCUCAUUUCCUCUUCUUGCCUUCCUUUCCUUGGCUUCCUACAUUGCAAUCUUCUGAGUUAUUGAUUUUUCCCAUCCACGUUUCUACUGAAACUGAUGAAGCUUUUGUGCCCCUCAGAUUGUAUUCUUUAUUUGUCCCUAUUUAUUCACAUUUCGUCGUGAUUUUGUGUGAUAUAUUUUAUGCUCUGUGAAUCCCUAUGCUCCCGCUGAUAUUGCUUUGUUGUACCAACGGUGAGCAUGUUGGAUCUAUUUACCCUUUACAAUAAACAUAACUUUUCAGAACA
Capsella rubella is the source of this 831-nucleotide messenger RNA. Its product is annotated as non-specific lipid-transfer protein-like protein At2g13820. Gene Ontology annotation, molecular function: lipid binding. The record is from RefSeq and is a predicted model, not a curated record. The coding region runs from base 87 to 605 and encodes 172 amino acids. NCBI's taxonomy places the organism in Eukaryota, Viridiplantae, Streptophyta, Magnoliopsida, Brassicales, Brassicaceae. The transcript is spliced from 3 exons. Gene Ontology annotation, biological process: lipid transport.